CCCUAUCCCCGCCCACGGGCCGCCUCUCCGCCGCCUCAGCCCAGUUCCGCCUCGGAAGCGAAGGCCGCCCUCCAGCCCAUCUUCCCUCCGCCGUUUCGCCUCUGGGACAUGGGCCUGGGCCGGGUCGAAGGGAGGAGGGAGAGGUGGUGGCGACGGCUGCUGCUGCUGCUGCGAGACCCCCGAAGCUCAGGAAACAACCAGGGUUGCUGAGUAAUUCAAAGACCUAUAACAUCCCUUUGAAGCCUUUAGCAUCCUCCUGAGGAGACAUAUCUAUAUACUAACAUGCCUGCUGUGGCAUCUGUACCUAAAGACCUAUACCUCUGCACUUCAUUGAAAGAUCUUAACAAAAAGACAGAAGUAAAAGCUGAUAAAACAAGUACUAAGAGUUAUGUACAGAGUGCCCUCAAGAUCUUCAAAGCAGCUGAGGAGUGCCGUUUGGACAGAGAUGAAGAGAAGGCCUAUGUACUUUACAUGAAGUAUGUGACUGUGUAUAAUCUCAUUAAGAAGAGGACAGAUUUCAAACAGCAACAAGAUUACUUUCAUUCAAUGCUUGGACCUACAAACAUAAAAAAGGCUAUUGAAGAAGCUGAAAGACUUUCAGAAAGCCUUAAACUCAGAUAUGAAGAAGCCGAAGUGCGGAAGAAACUGGAAGAAAAGGAAAGGCAAGAGGAGCAACAGUUGAAAAAGCAGGAAUUGAAAGAUGAUGCAAAAGUUUUAGCCAAAACCUCUUCAGAAGAUUCAUCAGAUCCCAAAGGAAAAAAUCAAAUGAUCAAUGGUGAGAAGAAGAGUUCAACAGAAAUAAAGAACCAGCCUGAAACCGGAACAAUCACAGCAGAGGAAUUGUUUAAAAUGAUGAUGGACAAAAGCAUUAAGUUGAUGAUUAUGGAUGCUCGGUGCUUGAAGGAUUACCAGGAGUCCUGCAUUGCAAACUCUGUCUGUGUUCCAGAAGAAGCUAUCAGUCCUGGAGUCACUGCUAACAGGAUUGAGGCUAAACUCCCAGAUACAUCUAAAGAACCAUGGAAGGAGAGAGGACAAGUUGAUUAUGUUGUUCUUCUUGACUGGUUUAGUUCGGCCAAAGACUUGCAAUUAGGAACACCUCUGCGGAGCCUCAAAGAUGCCCUUUUCAAGUGGGAAAGUAAAGCUGUACUGAAGAAUGAGCCCUUGGUCUUGGAAGGGGGUUAUGAGAACUGGCUCCUUUGCUAUCCCCAGUAUACAACAAAUGCCAAAGUAACUCCACCGCAACAUGACAGGAAUGAAGCCGUUUCUGUCUCUCUGGAUUUUACUUACCCAUCUUUGGAAGAACCAGCUCCACCUCCAGUACCUGUUGUCCAUGUAAAACCUUCUGUGGUGGAAGUUACCGAAAGACCUAAUAUUGCAAAUGAUCAAGAGGAGAGAGUGGACACGUUUCAACCACCAGCUCCUUGUGGAUCAACUGCUACUCCUGCUAAGUCUGAAAACCUACCUGCCAUAGUCCAACCAGUGUCUGCAGUAAAGAUUAUUCCUCAGAUUGAUCGUACAAAAAAGCCUUCAGCAAAAAUACCAGACGCUGAUAACAGGCCAAGAGCUGAAAGCCCAACCAUUGGCAAGCAGCUCAUUUCAAAUGGCAGAGUGGUUCCAGAUCGUUCCACAAAGCCUCCCUUGGAUGCUAAGGCCAGUCUGCGAGAGGAGGAGAAAGGCCACCUACCAGCGGAAAAGGCUUCCCAGUUGGAAAAAAGCAAGCAAGAAAAAGAACUGCAGGAGAAGCAACAGGAAGAACAGAGGGAGAAGCUGAGGCAGGAGAAGCAAGUACAAGAGCAGAGAGCGAGAGAGGAGCAGAGGGAGAAGGAAGGCAAGGAGCACCUCCAGAAAGCAAAAGAUAAAGAGAAGGGAGAAAAAGACCAGCCGUCCAGCAAAGGGGCAGCUGAGAAGCAAGAGGUGGAGAAUGCGCCCAAGGAGCUCACAGACAUGAAAAAAGGAAGCAGAACUGAAAAUGAAUCCCCUGAAGUCAGAAAACCAGACACUGACAAAAUAGUUGUAAGUGAAAAGGACAAGGUUACCUGGACACCAGAAAUGCAGAGGCGCAGAUUUGCAGAGGAGUCCCGGGCGUCCAUGAGGGUGGAUUCUGGCUCGGGCAAGCAGACUGGGGUUACAGGACAACCAGAAAGAGACACCCCAAAGCCAGAAGCCAUUAGAGAUGAUACUGAACAAGACUCUGAAAAAAAUAAAUCUCAGCGGGAGCCACUAACAAGGGCACGGAGUGAGGAGAUGGGGAGGAUAAUACCAGGAUUGCCACUUGGUUGGGUCAAGUUUCUGGAGCCAGUCACUGGGACUUUUCGUUACUACCACACUCCAACAAAUACAGUUCACAUGUAUCCACCAGAAAUGACUCAGUCCGCCACUCCACCAUCGACCCCGCCAACACAUAAACCAAAGACUCAGGCUGUUGAUCAGCGAGAAAGGGAACAUUCCAAAUUGAAGCGCUCUUACUCCUCGCCAGACAUAACCCAGGCUAUUCAAGAGGAAGAGACAAAGAAAAUCACCGUCAAGCCUACUAUCAACCGUGAGAACAAACCAGUAAGCUAUCCUAAAACUGAAAUCUCAAGGCUCUCUGCGUCUCAGAUUCGUAAUCUCAACCCUGUAUUUGGCGGAAUGGGACCAGCUCUGACCGGCCUCCGUAAUUUGGGGAACACUUGCUAUAUGAACUCUGUGUUACAGUGCCUGUGUAAUGCACCACACCUGGCUGAUUAUUUCAACAGAAACUUGUAUCAAGAUGAUAUCAACCGGUCAAAUUUCUUAGGGCACAAAGGUGAAAUUGCUGAGGAGUUUGGCAUUAUCGUGAAAGCUCUCUGGACCGGACAAUACAGAUAUAUCAGUCCAAAAGAUUUUAAAUUUACCAUUGGGAAGAUCAAUGACCAAUUUGCAGGGUACAGCCAGCAAGACUCUCAAGAAUUGCUUCUGUUCUUAAUGGAUGGUCUACAUGAAGAUUUAAAUAAAGCUGACAACAGAAAACGUUACAAAGAAGAAAAUAAUGAUAAUCUGGAUGACUUCAAAGCGGCGGAACUUGCGUGGCACAAACACAAACUGCUCAAUGAAUCGAUUAUCGUUGCUCUCUUCCAAGGCCAGUUCAAAUCCACAGUUCAGUGUCUUACGUGUCACAAAAAGUCUCGGACCUUUGAGGCUUUUAUGCAUUUGUCCUUGCCACUUGCAUCUACCAGUAAAUGCACCCUACAGGAAUGCCUUAGAUUAUUCUCCAAAGAAGAAAAACUGACAGAUAACAAUAGAUUUCAUUGUAGUCAUUGCAAAACCCGAAGAGAUUCUUUGAAAAAAUUAGAAAUCUGGAAGCUGCCUCCUGUUUUGUUAGUGCACUUGAAGCGGUUUUCUUACGAUGGACGAUGGAAGCAAAAGCUUCAGUCAUCAGUGGACUUCCCAUUGGAAAACCUUGACUUAUCGCAAUAUGUUAUUGGCCCAAAGAGUAACUUGAAGAGAUAUAACCUGUUUGCAGUAUCUAAUCAUUACGGAGGGCUGGAUGGAGGACAUUACACAGCCUACUGCAAAAAUGCUGCCAAACAGCGAUGGUUUAAGUUUGAUGAUCAUGAAGUCUCGGACAUCUCUGCAUCCUCUGUGAAAUCCUCAGCUGCUUAUAUCCUCCUUUACACUUCUUUUGAACAGCGAACCGCCGAUAUAGCCACAUAAAGAAACAUUUGAAGAAUAUUGGUGUCUUUUUUGUAAAUGCAUCCUAUAAUGAGCUGAGCUGUGAUGAGUAAAAGGUCCGUUGCUGAGGAAGAUGUUUGCAGCGGUUUCUCAGCUGAGGUGUCUGUUAGUGCUAUUGCUUAGUCCAAAAAUUGUUAACUCUGCCGUUUAAUAAUAUGGAACAAUUAGUUUUGAAACCACUUAUUUUUAGUAAUGCUCCAAAAUGAUAAAUCUAGCUUAGCCCUUUUUAAAAGUCAUUAAUAUAUGGGUUUAAAAUGCCCCUGAACCCAACAAUAUCUUGUCUCCCACAUUUAUGCCUUUUCACACUAACCUUAAGCUACUGUGAAUAUCUUAGAAUGAUGUAAACAGGAAUGUAUGUGUACAUAUUGAUUGCAGACUUGCACAUGCAAAGUAUGUAUAUAAUAAAGGUAUGUGGUCCUUUGAGAACCACUAGAACAGAAAAGGGGUUGCUUUUGUUUUGUCUAGAAUAUCUUCAUUCUUACAGAUAAGAGCACAGCUGUAUUUUUUUGUUUGAGCUAUGGCAUUGAUAUCUGCACACCCUAAAAUGUAUAUAUUACAGAAUUGAUAUUUUCCUUUUUAAUAACUUAUUGAAGCAAUUAUUUGAAAAUACAAUGGCCUGUUAAAGAACUUCUUUGCCUGUUUUGGACACUUGACAAGUUUGGAUUUUCGGCUUUCCCUUACUCCUUGUGAAAAUAAUCCCAUCUAAAUCCCAAAGAGUGGUAUUAUGAUGGGAGGGCAGGCAAUGUUGCCCUGCGUGAGCCUUACUGGGUACACCUUGAGUGGAUGAAGGCAGUCACUGCCUGCUGUCAUUAGUUCUCCUCUUGACAGGGUCAUAAUUGGUCCAGCUUAUUAAUAACUUGUCUUGAGUGUCUGUUCCCCCUUUUAAGGCUUGUGGAUCUGUGUCCCUGGGUCUCAAAGGUCCGCUACAUAUAUGCAUUUGUAUAUAACCCAUUUAAAAUUAUAUUUCAUCUUGGAUUCUGUAAUAAUAAUAAAAAAACAACACUCCUUUAGA
Molecule: messenger RNA, 4702 nt
Organism: Podarcis raffonei (Aeolian wall lizard)
Lineage: Eukaryota; Metazoa; Chordata; Lepidosauria; Squamata; Lacertidae
Gene: USP8
Product: ubiquitin specific peptidase 8
Exons: 20
Coding region: 283-3672 (1129 amino acids)
Biological process (GO): protein K48-linked deubiquitination; endosome organization; Ras protein signal transduction
Cellular component (GO): extrinsic component of plasma membrane; midbody; postsynaptic density
Molecular function (GO): cysteine-type deubiquitinase activity
Source: RefSeq, a predicted model, not a curated record